This is a messenger RNA of Tachysurus vachellii, 7943 nucleotides long. RefSeq names its product remodeling and spacing factor 1b, tandem duplicate 1 (gene rsf1b.1). The record is from RefSeq and is a predicted model, not a curated record. Bases 48 to 5051 code for a protein of 1667 amino acids. Gene Ontology annotation, cellular component: RSF complex. Lineage: Eukaryota; Metazoa; Chordata; Actinopteri; Siluriformes; Bagridae. Gene Ontology annotation, biological process: regulation of DNA-templated transcription. The transcript has 16 exons.
AGUCAUUGGUCCUCCAGCAUACAGUCUCCAACCCAUCCAUCGUAAAAAUGGCUGCCUCGGCGGCAGCGGCGGGUUCUUCCCCCGGGUUGUGCCCAAGCUUCGCCGUGAUCUGCUCUUUUUUAGAGCGCUAUGGAGCCCUUUUGGAUCUGCCCGAGCUUUCAUUCCCGCAGCUGGAGCGAUGUCUGCAGGAAACGUCCACAGUUCCUAAGCUGCUGGUAGACCUCCAUGUGAAGUUGCUUCGGAAAAUAGGCAAGUCCGUAUCUGCAGACAGAUGGGAGAAAUAUCUUGUAAAGAUCUGCCAGGAUUUCAACACCACCUGGGCAUGGGAACUGGAGAAGAAGGGAUAUCGUGAGAUGACCGUGGAGUGUAAGACUGGAAUUCUCAAGUACUUGUGCGAAUGCCAGUUUGAUGACAACGUCAAGUUUAAGACGGCCAUCAAUGAAGAAGACCCUGAUAAAAUGCGUCUCCAGCCCAUCGGCAGAGAUAAAGAUGGCCUCAUGUAUUGGUUCCAGCUUGACCAGGAUCACAACGUGAGGGUGUACAUGGAGGAGCAGGAUGAUUUAGACGGCUCAUCCUGGAAAUGUAUAGUUAGGAACAGAAAUGAUCUGGCACAGAUUCUUGAACUCCUGAAGACCCAGAUCGAUCCCAAACUGUUGGUCAAAAAGGAUCAGGAAGAAGGUUCAUGUAGCACCAGCCCAAACGAAGAGACUGAAGAAAACAAGAAAAAAGAGGAUGAUGGAGAGACUAAGAAAGACGAAUGUCUGGAUGAAGAGAAAUCUCCCAAAACUGAUCAAGAUGAUCCUGAAAAAGAUGUCACCUUAGCACAAACUGACAGUGCAAAGCAGGAACAUGCAGAAGGAAAAGAAGCACUAACGGACAAAGACACUAAAGAAGAUAUAGGAUCCGAGAAGCCCCUUGCAGUCGAGGGAAUCGUUACCAAAGCAGUCAAAGAGGAGCCCAUGGAAGAAGACAAACCAAUCAACAACAAAUCCGAGCCCACAUCAGAAAAGACUGCUGCACCACUGCCAUCAGAACACACAGGGGAGGAGAAAAAGAAAUCAGACGAGAUACAGAAAGCUCUGAAAAAUGACCAACAGGCGAAAAUGCCCCUGAAAAAACGUGAGAUGAAACGAAGUGAGGAUUUUGACACCACCAAUUGUGGAAGCGGUGGCAGCAGUAUCAUUGUGCGUAACCCAGCCGUUAAAGAAGUUCGGCCCACCGGUGAGGAUAACGGAUUGAGCAGUGAGAAUCAUAACGGGAAUGUCUCGCCUGCCGUAGCAGCAGAGGGCAGCAGCCAAGCGAGCAACAACUUGCAGAUAAAGCAAACAGGAUCGCAAGCUAUUCCUAAAGAUCAGCAAGCAGAUGUCAAGGAAACAAAAAAGCUUUCUGACAAAAAACAAGAAGAGAGACAUGAAGAAACGCAGGAGAAAGAGGAUGCAACGACGGCUAAGAGCCAGGCUAGCAUGGAGGAAUCCAUGGAUGUGGAGGAUCCUGCAGUUUCAACAGGGGAUCAAGAAACCUCACCAAAAUGUAAAGAAACGGCUCAAACAACUGAAAAGGCAUGUGAAGUGAUCUCUGAAGUAAUCCCCUCACAAGCGGGUUCGGAAAACGCUGACGGGUCGGACAAGAUGGAAAUUACGGAAGACUGUUCAAAACCUCUCGAUAAGGAAGCACCUGAGAAUACUUGUGUGAUGAAACCUACGCACGAUGCUGAGAAUGAGAAGGAUCCAGAGACCUUAAAAGAAACUCCAUGUCCUAACGAGACAGAUCUGGAUCAGAAGCGAGAAGAAGUAAACCUUGAGUCUGGUGAUGCAGCCUCGAACGAGAAAGCAGAUGCUGCAAAAGAUGAUAAAACACAGAUGGGGACUGAGGCCCCCAUGGAGACUGAAACAUCUACAUCACAAGACUCUACAAAACAGCAAAGCCAUGCUCAUGAACAGAGCGGACUAGAUCUCCAAAAAGCAGACAAGCCUUCUUCAUGUGAAGAAAACAAAAGUCCUGACGGUGAAGCAUCUUCUACAACUCUAGAGGACUGUGCCUUAUUGGAUGGUGAUAAAAAACCUGAAUCAAGUUCCACAAAGCAGAGCGACACACAGGAGCAACCUAAAGAGGAUAUAAUCCCAGUUAAGGAAACCCAAGAAUCUGAACCAUUAAAGGAAGAUAAGAAAUUAACUGAAGAUUCAGAUGUAUCUAAGGAGAAGGAAAACCCAUCCUCGCUAAAGGAAAACAAGAAGACUGAAAACUGUGAAACAUCAACGGUGUGUGAAGAGACAAAUGCAGAAACUGCAACCAAAGAAUCUAUAAAAUCAGAGCAUGACCGGAUGUCUGAUAAUACUGCCAUGCCAGAUACAGAAGGAUCUGAUUCAGUUGCUAUCCAGAAAGAAUCAGGAGCAGAUCAGGAGAAACAGGAUGCCAUUAUAACGACAGAUGAAGCUCCUUCUCCUGCAGUAUCCAAAACAGAGAAAGCAGUGAACGAGGAGAAGACGGUGGAAGUUACUACAGCAGACACCAAGGAUAACGACACAAACCCAGAUAAUAAAGAGGGAACGGAACAGAAAGUGGCACUUCAAAGAGAUCCUUCUGAUGCCACGUCAAACGUUUGUGAUGCUGAACCUCAAAAGGAAGCUUGCAGUGAGAAGAUCGUGCAGGACGAGCAUCCAGUGGAGGAGAGCAAGGCUUCUACAGAGGAAUCCAGCGAGGACCAGAAAGAACACAGUGAACAGAAAAGCACUUCCGAGAAGGAGGCUUGCCUCAGUGGCGAACCCACAGCAGAUCAGACUCAAGCAAAGGAAGAGACGAAGACGAGUAAAGGAGAAGCAGAAGAGAGCAAAGCGGGGCCUGAAGUACACCAAGAAGGAAUUCGUCUGAAAAUCAAGGUCCCAGCUCACAGACGGAGGGCAGAGGUGCAGCGAGAAGAGGGAAAGGGUGACUCGGAGUCUGAGGCAAGCGAAGGGAGAUGUCUAAGGCGCUCGCCCAGGAUUUGCAGACCAACAGCCAAGCUGGUAGAAAUCCAAGACCGGAAGGUGGACAAGAAACAGGUCACGCCUUCAGUCGAGAAGGAGAAAGAAGAAAAUCAAGAAAAGGAGGGAGAAGAAAACACAGUGCAAAAAAAGCCAAGAGAGAAGAAGGUUGAGCAAGAAGGUCAAGCUAAACCAAAGGGAAGACGCCAGAGGCGGGUGCGAUGGUCCAGGUUGCGGACACGACGCAAAAAGAAAGGUUCCGAGGAAGACGAGGACGAGGAUGCGGAGAGCUCAAGUGAAGAAGAGGUGACCGAGGAAGACGACAGUGAUGAGGAUUACCAGGUGGAGAAAAAAAAGAGAAGGAGGAACCGCAACAAAGAGAGGAACAGCUCUGAUACUUCUACGUCUUCUUCAGAUGACCUCCCACCAAAUGAUGACCCCUGCAAACACUGUGGCCUGCCUAACCAUCCUGAGCUGAUUCUGCUGUGCGACUCCUGCGACAGCGGCUAUCACACAGCGUGUCUCCGGCCUCCUCUCAUGAUCAUCCCUGAUGGCGAAUGGUUCUGUCCGCCGUGCCAGCAUAAACUGCUUUGUGACAAGCUGGAAGAACAAUUACAGAAUCUAGACGUGGCACUUAAAAAGAAGGAACGUGCUGAGCGAAGGAAAGAGCGUCUGGUCUACGUUGGGAUCAGCGUCGAAAAUAUAAUCACGCCUGUUGUUGAAGCAGAGGAAGAAAAACAAGAAGAGGUUGUGAAAGAAAAGAAGAAGGAGGUCAAGAAAAAGUCCUGGGGCCGAAGAUCAACCAGGGCCAAAAAAUAUAUAAGCUACAGGUUUGAUGAGUUUGAUGAAGCUAUCGAGGAGGCGAUUGAAGAAGAUAUCAAAGAGGCAGAGGGAGGAGGAGCAGGCCGUGGUAAGGACAUGGCUAAUAUCACAGGCCUCAGAGGGAAGGACAUGUCCAUCAUUUUGCAGGAUGAAGGAAAAGAAAAUGGGAGGGCCAAGCGUCCAAAUGCUGCACAGCGGCGGAAAAAACGGCGGCGCCUCAACGACCUGGACAGCGACAGCACCAUGGACGAAGAGGAGAGCGAGGAAGAGUUCCGCCUCAGUGAAAGCAGUGAGGAGGAGGAUUUUUUGGCGUCCGAUAAUGACGUGGAGAGUGAAGCAGAGGCAAAGUCCUUUGACGACAGCGACUUCGGCAGCGAUGGCCAAGGACCAAUUACAGGCAACUUUCCUUCCAGGCGGAGGCCGAAUAAACGGUGGAAGACGCGACCCCGCAGGCGACACAGACCCAGAGGUUACUCUGAUGAUGAAGAGCUAGAGGAGACUGAGGAGGAGGAGGAAGAAAUAGUGACCGAGGGUUCCAGUGAGUUUAGUGACAGCGACCUGGACAUGCGCAGACGCCGUUCCCAUCGGAGCCAGAAAAAACAGGUCAACUACUGCGAGGCGUCUGACUCUGAUGCCUCCCAGGGCAGCACCAACAGGGACAAAGCCAAGAAGCGCAGGCGCUUAUCCAGCUCCGAGAGCGAUGCGAGCUUCCACUCCAUGGAAUCUGAGGAGGAAGAUGGAAAGAGUAAAAAGCAGAGAGUCGUCCUUUCCGAAGAGGAGUCUCGCAAACGACACAGGCGGCUGUCACUGAAGCGCAGGAGGGAGUCCGAGGACGAUGACGACAACAGCAGUGAUUCAGAUGAUUCCGAGGAAGAAGAGCGGCCCGUCCGAAAGCGGGUAAACCGCAUCGACUCUGACGACAGUGACGAGGAGGAGGCAGAGAAGGAGAAGAAGAGCACAGAGAAAGAGGCAGAGGACACCGUAGUGAAAGGGGUCAGCCCUCUAGACUAUAACCUGGAAAUUUCUCCUACUAACGGACAGAGCCCUAUGAAAACUCUGGAGGGUUUGAUCUCACGGCCUGCCACUGGCAUGGCUAACCCUACACUUAUGAGUCAGAUAGGGCUGAAAAACAGCAGUACACCACAGCCCGUGUCUGUCGGCGCCAAUGGCCUGGUUGUCCAGGAGAUGGCGCCGCAGGAUGAAGACGAGGAUGACCUUUUGGGGGUCACAGACCUUGUAGACUAUGUCUGCAACAGUGAACAGUUGUAAGACAUGUCAUUUUAUUAAAUGUUUUUUUCAGAGUAAUUUUGUCUCUCCAUUUGUGGCCAAGUUCCCAUUACGUUUCUCAGUUUUAUCCUUUUAUUGUUUUUGCUUUUGUCUCAUUGCCACGCUCCACACAGAGCUCCUUACAGCACGCUCAGUGUUCCGCAAGAAACAGUGAUGAUCCUGGGGAUGUAGUGAGCAGGGUACUGGAGUCUUCAGACUCAAUGUUGCUUGCUAUUUCAAUCCAUCUAAGCUACCGCAUGAAGGUCAUGUUGGCCUUCGUGUUAGUCACAGGUAGAUGUAAAUAACUUCACCAAACGGAGAUGUCGUCAGUGGGCCCAUCGUUAAAAGAUUGCCGAAGACGGUUUUAUUUUUUUAACCUUUGUGAAUAAUAUACCAAGCCUCUGCAAAACAUAGAACCUUUUUGAGCAUCUAUUUUACACUAAUGUAGCCAUUUCUUUUCAGAAAAUCAGUAUCGUUGACAUUUGUUUUUUUUUUUUUUUUUUUUUUUUUUUUUUUUUUUUGCUUUGUUGUCGGAAAGUACCCAUGUGUUAUUGUUCUACACUGUUAUGGAUUUGUUGGGGAGGUUGGGUUGGGAUAUCAAAAGUUAAACCGAAUGAAAACAUAAAGGAGCCGUCAGGAAAUGCAUCCGAGCCAAGGACAUGACAUGGUUACCAGCUUUUCUUAUAACCAAAUCUCUUCUGACUGUUAAGAAAUCCAUCUACUAGAUACUUAGAUACUCUAUACUGUACUAUUACUACUAACUCCACUUCCUUUUUUUUUUUUUUUUUUUGUCGUCAAAUAUACAUCUGGUUUGAAGCUGGUUGAAUUUGUUUAAGGAACACAUCGUAUCUAAUUAAAAGCCUAAGCUUGGUUUUGUUGGUUUUAUUAUUUAUUCGUUGAAAUUGUUAUUUAACUAAUUGCAGUUCAAUCAUAUAUGGAUUCAUGAGGGCAACAAGUGAGAAUUCUUGGGAUUUCACAAUAUGAAAAAUCCAAAAUAUUUUGAUGAAUUAGGGACUUUGUUAAAAAAAAAAUGCUCCAUUAUUUGGUCUUGUGCUUUAUUCUAAUGCUAUGCUAUUUUAGAGGCAGUUUCUUUCCCCUGCAUUUUUAUAGAAUCUAGAAGAACAAACACUAUGGCAGCUCGUCAGUGCAUCGAAGGCCAACUUGAAAAAGUGUCAGUUGUGAUCCAUAUCACCGUGUAUAUGUGUAAAACUUGAACUGUUCAGAACAAAAACCUUUUUCUUAUUUUUCCCUUCUUAUUUUUUAGUGAUUUUUUUCUUAAGGGUGGGUCCCAUUUAUCCUUCUAAACAAAGUGUUUUAUGUUGUUUAAUGUAUUAUCUGUGGAUUCCAUGCAAGUUAUAUUCAUCUCCAUUUUAAUACAAGUAUUUAAUAAAAAUAAAAAAAGGGGGUGUCUUUUCACUUUUUUUAUUUUUUAUUUUUUUUGAAUGUCAAGAUCCAUCACAGCAUCUCUCGACACCCUGUGUUCCUGUUUUGCUCUUAUCCUGCACUAUAUAUUAACAUGUUAAGUUGUUUAUACAUACCCACACAGACUAUUACUAUUUUUCCUUCAAUAUCUGAGCAAUAUAUUUUUCUUGUUAACAAAAUGUAUGGAAAUGUUCACUGUCCACCAAGCUACUGUUAUGAUCUCUCUCCUACCUUUGUGGGGGUGAAGGCCCCCCUGUGGUGACAUUAAAAUAAGUCAAACACUAUGUUGACUAACCUGCAAUCAAAACCUUCCUGUUUUUUCAGCACAGAACAGAUUAUGUUGGGGGAAAACAAAUGUAAUGGUUUGUAACGUUGGUAGGAAAAGACUUUUGGAGUCAGUGGGAACGAGUAAUGAACAUAGGAAAUGUAAAAUAUGAUGUUACCCUUACGUGUACUAUAUCUGUAGUUUUUUUUUUGCUGUAACAUAGUUAGAAGCAUUUUUAAAUCAUCUGAAUUAUAUAUAUUUAGCAGUCCUUUAUGAUUGCACCUGUUUAUAGUUUCUUUUUUGUAGUAGGUUGUGUAACUUUUGUACAAUUUUCAAGUGUCUAAAGUGAAUUACAGCAUGUUCGUUCUGUCUGAUGUGAUUCUUAUUCAUUUUUCUCUUUCUUUCUUUCUUUCUUUCUUUCUUUCUUUCUUUCUUUCUUUCUUUUUUUUUUAAUUUUAAAGAUAUUUUCUCCAAAGCUGGAUUCAUGGAUUGAACUCGUGUUGUUUAUGUUUUUUGUUUUUUGGUCUGUAUUAAUCCAAACUCUCACAUUAAUCACCUUUUUUUUUUCUUAAUCUUUCGUUGGUGGAAUUAUUUGUUUCACUGCUUGCUAGAACUUUGUACAUAUGUAAUCUGUUCUUAGAGGGAAUCCUGUGAGUAGGUGAGCUGUAACAGCUGGGCUCAGGAAAAAAAGGUGGUAACAAGAUAAAGAGCUUUGUAAAAUGUCUUGUAAAAUAACGUGUAAGCUUGGCAUGCUGAUCUCCUAAUCGCGUUCGUCUUUUGUCUUCAUUUUCUGUGUGCACAGCGUGAGACGCGUAGACCAUCAAGGCUAUAUCAGUUAGCGCAGUUUGACAUGCGGUGCCUGAGUAAGACCCCUGUAACCGCUGUGCUCCCUCAGAAUUAUUUGGAUACUGAAGAAGUCCUACAUUUUAAUUUUAACUAUAUAAAAUAUACUUAUCCUCUCCCCCUUUUUUUAAAACUAAAUGAAAGAUUACAUGAGGAAAGAAAGUUCGUGCCAAUAAACUGUCUGGUUUGUUUGUAGUUUGUGGCCUGGACAGAUGUGCACAUGAAGUAUGAUUCAGGCCUUAGCUUUUAGAUAUGUCAUCUGUCUCUGUUCUACUUUUUAUUUUACUUUAUUAAUUGUAUUGUAAUUUCUUUCAUAUAAAUACGAUCUUGUACAUUUGUCAUAAUAAAAGGGUACCGCACCAUUA